AUGGAUGUGCUGUCUCUCAUCUUCAACCGCAAAUUCACGUAUGAAGAGAAGGUUAAGCAAAGCACUACUGCAGAAAAUGACUUUGCAAGACUCAAGAAGGAGGAAGUUCAGCUGGACAGUCUCCCUGGAGAUCUGGACGUGUUGGUGAAAAUGGACAACAGCAGAAGUUUAGACAUGGACAACAUUAUUGCCAUCAUCAGGAAGGAGUAUGAAGAAAUUGUCCACAGGAGCAAAAAGGAGGCUGAUGCCUUUUACCAAAAUAAGGUGAGCAAUGUCCAACAAAGUGUCAGGGAGCAUGGUGAUGACCUGCAUAAUACAAAAGGAGAAAUUUCAGAGCUCGGUCAGAUGAUUCAAAGGAUACAGGCAGAAACUGAAAAUGCCAGGAACCAGUGCACCAAUCUGCAGACAGCCAUUGCAGAUUCUGAGGAUCGGAGUGAAUUGGCUCUCAAAGAUGCCAGAGCCAAGCUCACUGACCUGGAGGAUGCCCUGCAAAAAGCUAAAGGAGAAAUGACCUGCCUAUUGCAUGAGUACCAGGAGCUCAUGAACAUCAAGCUGGCACUGGAUAUUGAGAUUGCCACCUAUAGGAAUCUGCUGGAAGAAGAGGAGAACAGAUGA
Rhineura floridana is the source of this 615-nucleotide messenger RNA. RefSeq names its product keratin, type II cytoskeletal 75-like. Gene Ontology annotation, cellular component: keratin filament. Bases 1 to 615 code for a protein of 204 amino acids. Gene Ontology annotation, molecular function: structural constituent of skin epidermis. Lineage: Eukaryota; Metazoa; Chordata; Lepidosauria; Squamata; Rhineuridae. The transcript has 6 exons. Gene Ontology annotation, biological process: intermediate filament organization; keratinization. The record is from RefSeq and is a predicted model, not a curated record.